This is a messenger RNA of Striga asiatica, 570 nucleotides long. The record is from the annotation of a GenBank genome assembly. NCBI's taxonomy places the organism in Eukaryota, Viridiplantae, Streptophyta, Magnoliopsida, Lamiales, Orobanchaceae.
AUGGAGUCUAAAGCUUUUAUUUUCAUUGCUCUUGUUCUAUUCCGUUCAGUUCUCGCAGAUGAAGUAGCUCAAAAUGAAAAUAUAGGCGAUGAACCAAUGAAGCAUCCCACCACUUUUGGCGGUUACCCUGCCAUUCCAAUUCCUUAUACUGGUGGUGCCGGUGCCGGUGCCUGGGCAAGUGGUGGUGGUGGUGGUGGAGCCGCCGGUGGUGGUGGUGGGCCUGGCGGCGGUGGACCUGGCGGUGGUGGACCUGUUGGCGGUGGGCCUGGCGGUGGUGGGCCUGGCGGCGGUGGACCUGUUGGCGGUGGGCCUGGCGGUGCUGAGGGAGGUGGAGCAGAGGGUGGGGCUGAGGGCGGUGGAGGGGCAGGCGGAUACUCGGGAGGGUUCAGCCACGGUGGAGUGUAUGGUGGAGGGCAAAUUUGUAAAUUCGGCUGCUGCAGCGAGUCUCAUGGAUACAGCCAUAAGGGUGGGGGAUAUUUCGGGUGCACCUGCUGCGGAACUAUUGCAGAAGCCAAAGCCUACAAUAAUAAACAAAAUGAGGCCAGCAGAUUAACACAAGCCAAGAAUUAA